Molecule: messenger RNA, 669 nt
Organism: Meloidogyne enterolobii
Lineage: Eukaryota; Metazoa; Nematoda; Chromadorea; Rhabditida; Meloidogynidae
Source: the annotation of a GenBank genome assembly
AUGCAUUUAUUGUCAAUUAAUAUUUGGACAUGGCUACGUUUUGUAAUUGCAAAAAAUGCUGAUUUGGAUAAAAAAGCACCGGAAUUACAAAUAAAAAAUAAAUGGCAGAGAAUUUUAUUAGAUAGCAGCAGUAGUGAAGAAGAACAAUUAUUUUUUAGUGAAAAUAAAAAUAAUUUGAGCUUCAUUGGAGUAUUUAAUUCAAACAAUUUAAUUUUACCGUUGAGAGUUUCUUCGUUCAAUUAUUUUGGCGAUUUUGCUACUUUACUUACUACGUGUAUUGUGGAAUAUUCUGUAAUUGGUGCUGCAAUUAUGAUAACAAUUUGGAAAUCAAUUGAUAAUAAUUUAAUUAAUAAACCCAAUAGUUAUAAUAAUGAAUAUUUUAAUUUGUUAACAACAAAAUCUCAAUCUACAAAAACAACAAAGAAUAUUAGGAUUGAUUGCAGUGCAUCAAGCGGAGGUCUCUUUGCUGGACUCUUAUUUUUAAUUGCUUCUUUUGUAUCAAUUGGGAUACAUUCGUUUUUCUCACAACAUGAAGACCCAGAUGGAGCUUUACUUGUCUUUAGACUUUCUGAUAUGGCUUUAUUUUGCUGUACACUGAUUGGUUGUUCUAUUGGAUUAUUCAGGAAAUUUACAUAAUUUUUGUUGAGAUUUGUUAAGAAAAUAUUAAUA